Messenger RNA from Arabidopsis thaliana (thale cress), 1514 nucleotides. RefSeq names its product dentin sialophosphoprotein-like protein. The record is from RefSeq and is marked reviewed. The coding region runs from base 50 to 1261 and encodes 403 amino acids. Lineage: Eukaryota; Viridiplantae; Streptophyta; Magnoliopsida; Brassicales; Brassicaceae. The transcript is spliced from 2 exons.
UAAAGAUGCUCAGAGAACUAGUUCUUCUAAAGACGAUGAGAGUUUUGGUAUGUUUGAAGGUAAAAAAGAUGCUCAGAGAAAUAGUUCUUCUAAAGAGGAUGAGAGUUUUGGUAUGUUUGAAGGUAAAGAAGAUGCUCAGAGAAAUAGUUCUUCUAAAGAGAAUGAAAAUUUUGGUUUCUUUGAGGGUGCACCAUUAUCAAAUGCUGACCUUAAGUCUUUUGAUGACAAGAUUGUUGCUGCUUCUUCUGAUUGGGACUCUGACUUUCAAUCUGCUGAUCAAAAUCUUUCUCAGAAAAAGAUUGAUGGUGACCCAUUUGUAAGUUCUCCAGUUGAUUUGGCUGCUCAUAUGGAUUCUGUCUUUGGUUCCGGAAAAGAUUUACUCUAUGCACAACCGGCAGAUUCUUCAACUGCUUAUGUUUCAAAAGCUGGCGAUUGGUUGCAAGAUGAUUUAUUUGGUAAUGUCACUGGUGAGGCCCAAACCAACGACUCAGCCGUCCAUGACAAGAAUGAGGGACAGAUUGUCGGUGGCAAUGGAAAUUCAUCCAUGGAUAUUGAUUGGAUCGGAGAUGAUCUAUGGCAAACCAAUGAAAAAAAAUCCAUUGAGAAGACCCCUACAGAUGUUAAUGAUGAUGAUGACGAUGACUGGAAUGAUUUUGCAAGCUCGGCUAACUCCAAGACUCCUAAUAAUCCACUUUCUCAAACCAUGGAAAGUUCCCAAUUUGAGAUUUUUUAUGGACAUGCGCAAGAUAAGAACGGUGUUAAAGAACAGAGCGUGGAUGAGAAGCAGAAUACUGAUACAAGCGUGAUGUCUGACAUAGGCAAAUGUCAAGAAGAUGAUCUCUUUGGGACUUGGGAUAGUUUCACAUCCUCAACCAUUCUGCAGACAUCUCUGCAGCCUCCCACCAUUCAUGCGAAUCCCUCUGGUGAAAAAAAUCCGGAAAUGAACUUGUUUGGGGAAAAUAACAAUAACAGAGACCUUGAUUUUGAUAGCAUCUCACGUUCUGAUUUCUUUUCUGAAAGUAGUGGCGGCAAAACCAACUCAGAGGAAGUCAAAGUCAUACCUUCUGGAACCUCAACCUUAGACAGACCGAGUGAUCCUGAUGGUAGUAAAGAUCAAACAGUUGAUCUUGUUGUAGGCACAACGACAACAGUUCCCAAGUCAAUGAGUGAUGUUGCGGAGGAGCUGAUGUCACAGAUGCAUGAUCUCUCAUUUAUGCUCGAGACCAAACUUUCAGUGCCUCCAAUCUCCAAGACAGAGUAAUAUUAUCACAGUGUACUCUCUAUCUCUCUUGCGCUCUCUUGUUUUUCCUGGGGCUUGGAGAUUGCUUGUUUUCAUGUAUAUAUAUUUCAUUUUCAAUAACUUCAAGGAUCCAAUUUUACUUACUCUGUAACCCCAAGUGGUUGUUAGUCUAGUAGUAUUGUUCAUUGGGUUACAUCCAUUGAUAUUGGCCACAUGUGGAUACACACAUAACAACUGAGACUUCAAGAACUUGUUCGGACUCUGAGUCAAUCCA